GCGGCGCAUCUAUGUGGUCCGCCUGACACUUGAUCGAGGGGAGAGAUGCGCCCUUAACAGACGCUGUGAAGACGGGAAGGGAAGGGCACGGGGAACACAUGAAUCUCUCUCCACACUCUGGCCAGCCUGCUUUUGGACUUCGCUGUUUGGCUUUGCCCUCCCCUCACGCAGAAGCCGUGUGUUUUGCAGUGGAAGAGAGUCUAGAACUGAUUUCUCAUCAACUGCGUGAAAAUAAGAAGACCACACAUUGUUGACUGGCUUUAUGUGGCGCGCUGGGGCUCUCUCGUCACUGAAGCGGCGCGCUUGAUGGGAAUAUAGACAACACAUACUGGUCCGAGGACUAUGAUGGUUAAAUCGGGUAGGAAUGGACUGGGCUGUGGACUCUGGAAGCUAGUAACGACAGUCAAUGAGGACAUCCAUCUUUGCCAUCAGCAGAGUCUUCAUGGACGACUAUAAAAGUGCUCAAUAUAAGUCCUUUGAGAUAUAAUAUCAGUCAGUCCUUUUUUCUUUUCUCCCCUGCCCACCUUCUCGGGUCUGCCUGCCUGAAACUUUGGCCCUGAACUCUGACACCAGCAGACAACAUUGAGUGAUUGGUCAUUACAUCCAAGGGCGUCUACACAGCAAGACAAAAACAUCCCUCGGGAGCCCCACUGCAGCUGGUGGUGGUGGUGGUGGUGGCAGGGGCGGUGAGUCAAUCGCCUCAGCAGCUACAGCAAAUGAUUCAUUAUUUGUGAAGUUAACAGCUCAGACCACUUAAUCUACAAGGACCAAUUUCUUACUGGAGGGAAUCGGUCCAAUAUGAAGGACGUGUCAUUUGUGGAUCGUCUCUUUGUCGGCUUGGCCAUGGCCUCUUUUGUUGUGGCCACUGAGGAGAGGCCUGAUUGCCCAAAGCUCUGUGUAUGCGAGAUUAGACCCUGGUUUUCUCCCAGUUCCGUGUACAUGGAGGCACAGACAGUUGACUGUAAUGACUUGGGACUCUUCAGCCUGCCGGAAAAAUUACCAGUGGGCACACAGGUACUAUUACUGCAAACAAACAAUGUUGCCAAGAUUGACAAACCCUUGGAUUACCUGGCCAACAUCACAGAGAUUGAUUUAUCACAAAACAACUUAUCCUCUAUCAGUGACGUCCAUCUGGGGAACCUUCCACAGCUGCUGUCUCUUCACAUGGAGGAGAAUUGGAUACGAGAGUUGCCUGAGCGAUGUCUGGCAGAGGUUGCUAACCUUCAGGAGCUCUACAUGAAUCACAACCUCAUCUCCUCUAUUUCCCCGAUGUCUUUCCAGGGUCUCAGCAACCUUGUGCGGCUCCACCUCAAUUCAAACAAGCUGAAGACCAUUAAAAGAGAGUGGUUCGAACCCAUGCCAAAUCUGGAGAUCCUGAUGAUUGGUGAGAAUCCAGUUCUUUCUAUUGAUGAUAUGAACUUCAAACCUCUCAGUAACCUCCGCAGUCUUGUACUUACCAGAAUGAACUUGUCUCAGCUUCCUGAUGAGGCACUGGCUGGUCUUGAUAACUUAGAGAGCAUCUCUUUCUAUGAUAAUAUUUUCCCUGAGGUGCCUCAUUCAGCCCUAAGAAAUGUAAAAAAUCUUAAAUUUUUGGAUCUAAAUAAAAACCCAAUUGCAAGAAUACAGAGAGGGGACUUUGUGGAUAUGCUCCAUCUGAAAGAACUGGGGAUUAAUAGCAUGCCAGAGCUAGUUUCAAUUGACAGCUUUGCUCUCAAUAACCUCCCUGAGCUGACCAAAAUAGAAGCCACCAACAAUCCUAAACUCUCCUAUAUCCAUCCUAAUGCUUUCUACAAACUACCGCGCCUAGAAACCCUAAUGCUAAAUGGCAAUGCGCUCAGUGCCCUCCACAGGAUUACUGUCGAGUCCCUCCCAAAUCUUAGAGAAGUUAGUAUGCACAGCAACCCUAUCCGCUGUGACUGUGUAGUCCGCUGGAUGAACAUGAACAAGACCAACAUUCGCUUCAUGGAGCCCGAUUCUCUCUACUGUGUGGAGCCUCCAGAGUAUGAAGGGCAGCAUGUUCGACAGGUGCACUUCAGGGAGAUGAUGGAGAUUUGUCUGCCACUCAUCUCUCCCGAAAGCAUGCCUGGGCAUAUUAAAGCACAGAAUGGGAGCUCAGUGUCACUCCACUGUCGGGCCUUCGCUGAACCAGAGCCGGACAUCUAUUGGAUCACCCCAUCUGGUACCAGAGUCCUGCCAAACACAGUGUCUGACAAGUUCUACAUGCACCCAGAGGGAACGUUUGACAUCUAUGAUGUAACAGAAAAUGAAGCUGGUCUUUACACUUGUGUUGCCCAUAAUCUGGUUGGAGCUGAUCUUAAAUCCGUUUCAGUAGAGGUGAAUGGAUAUUUUCCCCAACCUGCCAAUGGUUCUCUGAAUAUCGCCGUCAAAUCAGUGGAGACAAACUCCAUCCUGGUUUCCUGGAAAACCGGCCCUGGAACCCUGGCUCCCAACAUUAAAUGGUACACUCUGUCAGAUGUCAACCAUCCCACCACAGCGUUUACCACCAGAGUUCCUUCUGACAUCCAGGUCUACAACCUCACCCAUCUCAGCCCUGCCACUCACUACAAAGUAUGUGUGGAUGUCCGCAACAUCCACUACAACCAUGACACCAAAUGUGUCAAUGUCACCACUAAGGGAUUAGAGCUGGCAGCCAAGGACACAGAAAAAUGGGACGCAGCAGUAAUCACCGUCUUUGGUGUGCUCUUGGCUGUGAUUUCAGGGGCCUGUCUGCUUAUUUAUGUGUCUCUGAGGAACCACCACCUUUAUGGGGAUAUAAGGAAAUGCGACUCCAAAGCUUCGCUGACACCAGUGGAAGCUACCGGUAUGCACUCUCCUUUCUUUACAAAGCUGUGGGUUUCGGGUAAGGGACUGCCAAGUGGAGUGGAAGUGAAAGCCACAGUCAUAAAUGUAUCUGACAAUGCUUUUUAAGAAGCGCAGCUUUGUGGAACACCACACACCAACUACACUGAAUGGACAAGGCGAUGGGCAGGGGUGGAGGAAUCUGUAAUACUGUUUCAAAGGCAUACCCAUUGCUGGUCCCUGGCUCAGAUACACUGGCAAAACUAUUACUGGACUGGGAUGGAACUGUUUAAAAUAGACUACAUGCUCUCCCAGUUUCAACCGUAGCUGGUGGCUUUGUAACCGUUACAUCAAACCAAGCUAACAUCAACAGGAAGGGGCAUUUACUGCAAAAAGAUACAUUUCAGUACCAUUCAUACAGAAAUGCAGGCAGUGAAAAGGAAGUGAAGAUGAUGAUGAUAAUGAUGAUGAUGAUGAUGAUGAUGAUGGUCAACUCUCUUGUAAUUGACUGUUAAAUGUGUUCAGAGUUGUGGAACUGUCUGUGUGGUCCCAAGCAAUACCGUCUGUGCUUUGUCAAACAUCCAUAGACGAGUUAGAGAUACAGUAAUAACACCUGUCUAUUAUGGGAAGGGAGAUUUAGUAGAGUAGACAAAUAACAGUGACUAUGGUGUAAGCCUUUUGAUGAAAUAUACCCCCCCACCCCCCUUUUUCUAUUUAAAAAUGGAUUCUUGAUUUUUCAUGGAAAUACUGUUAGAUAUUCUAUUAUGUUGAUGUAAUGACAAAUCCUCUGUAUCUGAACGGUUUAAAUGGGUUUUAAAUUAAGGCAAGGAGCAGACUACUUUUGAUUACAAUGUCACAUUAAGCUUAAUGAAAUUCAGUUACAAAAUGGGCAUCUAGAGAGGACAUUUUCCAAAUGGCUGUUUAUGCUGUGUAGUUCUCAUUGCAAUGGUGACUGGGAAAAAUGUGAAUAUGUUGGACUAAAAGAGAUAUAACAGGUUGAGAAAAAAAAACUGAGGUGACUGAUUAUUGCCGCUAGAAGCAGUCUGUUUUGCCCUGGUAAGUGCCUACAACAAGAACUACAUGAGGUAAACAGAGAAGAAACUGAAGAAACAUGUCAGUCACAGCAAAACAUGGCCAUGUCAUCAUUGCAAAAUCACAAGCUAUUCUCCAGUAAUUUUAGUGGAAAUACCUUCUCAGUAUUUUUAGCAUACAUAUUUUAAGAAAACAUUUCGUUGUUGCUUUGGGUGUAAAGUUAAAAAGCCAUUUUUAUAUUAACUGUAUUAUAUGUGAUCAAUGGGCACAACAGACUAAUUAACAAAAGUGCUGAGAAAAAAAAUAAAUGUCAUUG
Molecule: messenger RNA, 4147 nt
Organism: Seriola dumerili (greater amberjack)
Lineage: Eukaryota; Metazoa; Chordata; Actinopteri; Carangiformes; Carangidae
Product: leucine-rich repeat neuronal protein 3-like
Exons: 2
Coding region: 799-2928 (709 amino acids)
Molecular function (GO): protein binding
Source: RefSeq, a predicted model, not a curated record